This is a messenger RNA of Anisakis simplex (herring worm), 333 nucleotides long. Lineage: Eukaryota; Metazoa; Nematoda; Chromadorea; Rhabditida; Anisakidae. The record is from the annotation of a GenBank genome assembly.
AUGCGAAGAAACUGUCGACAAUAUUCACGUUUUACUACGCAAUUAUACGUUGGUGCUGAUGUGUGCAUCCUUUGUUACGAUAUGUCAAAUGAGGAGAGUUUCGAAAACAUUGAAAAGAAAUGGCUGAACGAGCUGAAAAAUUACUGUCCAGAGCGACCCUAUCUUCUUGUCGCUACAAAAUAUGACCUUUGCGAUGAAUUAGACGAUGAACAAAAAGUCGUUAUGGAAUCUGAGGGAGUUGAGCUGGCACAAAAAAUUUCUGCUUGGACGCAUAUCAGUUGCUCAUCAGUAACGAUGGUUCGUGAUCGCUACACUUCCACUGCUAUUAUCUGA